AUGGCAGGUUUUCUUCGAUACGUGAGUGUGCAGAUGGUGAUCGCCGACAACGGCGGCGCUCCUUUUCCUCCGUACCGUUCCCAAUUUUUUCCCUCAAAAUUUCUAAAUGGUUAUGGUUAUACUUCCGGCGUUCCUUUCCAAUUUUAUUCAAAUGGUUAUGGUUAUAGCAGCGGUGUUCCUGUGAGUCCUUUAAGCCGUUCCCAAUUUUAUCCGAAUAACCAAGUCUGGCAGGAGGAGGAGUAUAGCGAAGAAGUAGAAUUAGAUGUGGAGGAGGUGAAGGAAGAUUCUGAAAAUAAGGCUCUGCAGAAAUGCUGUAAAUUCCUGGCGGACUGGUUUCAUCGAUUCUAUGCCAACCUUAACCACUUUAAACAAUUCCUUGCCGACUGGUUUCAUCAAUUCUAUGACAACUUUGACUUUAAACAAUUCCUUUGCAACUUGGAACACCAUAUGAAUAGAUCUACUGUGUUCCUGGAGCAUAGCGCUGAAUUCAUGGCCAGCUUGAACCGGAUUAUGGAAGAAUGGAAUGGUAUGAAGGCAAAUUAUAGAACACAUGGAGCGGCAAAAGAUUCUUAUCAUUGUUAUUAUUAUUAUGAUUGUAAUAGAGACGAUCUUGUGAGUUCUCGUCGUCCCGAAUGUUGUCCGUGCAUUCGAUUUCGAAGGCGUCCCAAUCGACGAAUAGGAGUGGAGCAGAAAUGCUGCCAAUGCUGCAAAUUAUGUUACCCCUCAAGAGAUGAGGCGAAUAAUAGAACACAGAAGAAGACACAGAAGAAGACGCUAGGAGAUUCUUAUCAUUGUUAUUAUUAUUAUUAUUAUUAUUACCAUUAUGAUGCUUAUGGCCGCAUCCAUACCCGCCUCUAUCGUGGACUCCCUCUUUGGAAAUGUCCGUGCAUUGAAUAUCGAAGACGUGAUUCUCUGAGGGAUCCAAUUCAUCGAGUCCGGCUGAAAGAAGUGAUGCAGAAAUGCUGCGAAUGCUGCAAAUUAUGUAAUAUCCCAGGAAGGAAAAAACCUCAUUCAACAAUUUAA
This is a messenger RNA of Ipomoea triloba (trilobed morning glory), 1023 nucleotides long. RefSeq lists its product as uncharacterized. The record is from RefSeq and is a predicted model, not a curated record. NCBI's taxonomy places the organism in Eukaryota, Viridiplantae, Streptophyta, Magnoliopsida, Solanales, Convolvulaceae. The transcript has 2 exons. The coding region runs from base 1 to 1023 and encodes 340 amino acids.